AGCGAUUCCGCCUCCGUUGUCGACCUUCUAUCCUGGAUGUGUGGAGGUGCUUUUCAGCUAGCAUGAGAGCGUAACACUAGCGUAAGCACUGUGCGUCUCACCCUGAUGUGACACAUCAGCCCUGCUGCAGCUCCACCAUGAACACAAAAUCGUGUGUAUCUCUGCUCCAGCUCUCUGGAACGGGGCUCAGACUUUGUGCAUCCACGACCCCUCAGUGCAGAGCUGGAGCCUUGAGUCUAACAGUGACUUCCACGUGUCUUUCACGUACCUCGGCCUUCUUUCCUGUACCCUGCACACGCUCUUACUGCAGUAACAUCAAAGAACGUUCCUAUCUUCAGUACAUAAAACGCGUGAUUAUACCCCCUCCCAGUCCUCCGUAUACUCAUGUGUGCCAGGUAGGGGACCCAGUGCUGCGUUCACAUGCAGCUGCUGUUGACCCUGCAGUGAUAACAGGCCCUGAAAUCCAAAAGGUCAUUAAGACCAUGGUGAAAGUAAUGCGGAAGCGUGAUUGUGUGGGACUGAGUGCACCUCAGAUUGGGGUGCCGCUCCGCAUCUUGGCCCUGGAAUAUCCCGAGAGGAUGUUGGAAGAGAGUUCGACUGCAUCGAGGAAGGCCCGUGGUCUCUCCGCCCAGCCCCUGAGGAUCUUUGUGAACCCCCAGCUGAGAGUGCUGGAUGGACGGACUGUGGUUUUUCAGGAAGCUUGUGAGAGCAUCUCAGGCUUCUCUGCUGCAGUUCCUCGCUACCUGUCUGUGGAAGUGUCUGGUCUGAAUGAAAAGGGUGAAGCUGUCACGUGGCAGGCCAGCGGCUGGCCAGCUCGUAUCGUCCAACACGAGAUGGACCACCUGGAUGGGGUCCUCUACAUUGACCGCAUGGACACCAAGACCUUUAUCAACAUUCACUGGCAGCAACACAAUGAAUAGAAGACGGGCAGAUCCUCAGGACAGACCCCAGACAUUUACGUAAGGAUCUGUAAAAGGGAUGAUACGGAGUGAGAAUAAAACCUGAGCACUAGGAUCAUCGAGAACUGUUUGAAGUGUGAAAUGUAAAAGACUUUCACAGAUACUGUUCUCAUUGGACUGGCAGUUUUACAGUGGAGAUGUGGAUGAGUCUGCAUGAGCCUAAUCAAAUGGGGGCAGGGGACUCGGGACAUGUCUGGGACGUGGGUGGACAUGACCCACUGACCCACCCAUGUCAACUGAAACCUUAUCAAACAUGCCUCAAUAUGUCAGCUUGACUUCUAGGAAAUUAUUAUGGCCACAACGAAUAAAUAAUCAAUAAAAAUAAGAAUCUGCAGAUUCA
Toxotes jaculatrix (banded archerfish) is the source of this 1299-nucleotide messenger RNA. RefSeq names its product peptide deformylase, mitochondrial (gene pdf). Bases 138 to 920 code for a protein of 260 amino acids. Lineage: Eukaryota; Metazoa; Chordata; Actinopteri; Toxotidae. Gene Ontology annotation, cellular component: mitochondrion. The transcript is spliced from 3 exons. Gene Ontology annotation, biological process: N-terminal protein amino acid modification; peptidyl-methionine modification. Gene Ontology annotation, molecular function: peptide deformylase activity. The record is from RefSeq and is a predicted model, not a curated record.